Rotaria sordida is the source of this 527-nucleotide messenger RNA. NCBI's taxonomy places the organism in Eukaryota, Metazoa, Rotifera, Eurotatoria, Philodinida, Philodinidae. The record is from the annotation of a GenBank genome assembly.
AUGAACUUCAAUCAAAAAAAAUUACCACAUCAACUAAAUAUUCGUGCUCGACGUGAACAAAAAGUAAUACGAAGUAUAAGAAAAAUUUUACGUCAUCGACCUGAUAUUACUGUUCGUCGAACUGACAAGAGCAAAGUAUUUUAUGCAGGUAAUGUGACUAUUUUCAGUGACAAAGCUUCGAGAUAUAUGAUCGAAACCGAUGCUUAUCAAGAGAUUUCCAAUGAACGUUGUAUUUUAUCGGAAAAUCUCCGAUUAGUUACUAUGCUUCUAGCUUCUCUCUUGAAAAAUCGUGCCAUUAAUCAUGAGCAACAUAAGAAAAUGUCUCCAAAAAUAGAUUCAUUAGAAUUGGCUCAUCUUCAUUUUAUUCCGAAACCACAUAAACCAGAUACACCAUUACGACCAAUUGUAGCAGCUAUUCAUGCACCAGCAACAGAAAUAUCCAAAUUUCUUAAUGAUUUAUUAGCACCUAUAUUUCUACGUGUUGCUCGGCAAACUACAUUUAUUAAUGGUAUCGAUCUGGUCCGAAC